CCUUACUACAGAUUUCAUCUCAUCUGUGCUAUCUUCUCAAAUCUUCUGAUUUCUUGAAAUUGGAUUGUUUUUCAUGGAAGAAGAAAAUGGCAAUGGAGGAGUUGAAAUACCUUGUUAUUUUCUGUGUCCAAUUUCGAUGCAAUUGAUGGAGGAUCCGGUCACCGUCGCCACCGGGAUAACAUACGAUCGCCGGAACAUAGAGAAAUGGUUGUUCUCCGGCAAGCUAGCUACGUGUCCGGUCACGAAGCUACCACUCGUCUCCACAGAUGAUCUCACACCUAACCACAAUCUCCGGCGACUCAUUCAGUCAUGGUGCACUGUGAACUCCUACGAAAGGAUUUCCACGCCGAAACCGGCGGUGGACAGAUCUCGGAUCGUUGAUCUCCUCAACGAAGCGAGGGAUUCGUCCAACUCGGAGAUGAUCAGUUGCCUUCACCGAAUCCGAUCCAUCGCUUGCCGGAAUGAGAGCGGCCGACAUCAACUUCAGGCCGCCGGCGCCGUGGAGUUCCUCCUGUCCGUCGUGAGGAGAAACGAUGACGCCGUUUCCAGAGACGAAGCGCUGAAUAUUCUGGAGGAAUUCGAGAUUUCCGAUUCCGAUUUGAAGGCUGUUUUCGCAGAGAGCGAUUCGAUUUUGGAUUCGUUGAUCGAAAUUCUGCAAAGUGAAAAUCCCCAAAAUCGUGCCCUAACGAUGAAGCUAUUGAAAUCCAUAUACGACGUCGCCGACCCGACCCAUUUAAUCGGAUCCAAACCCGAAAUAUUCACCCAAACCGUACAGAUCAUCUUCGACAAAAUAUCCCCAACCGCCACAAAAUCCGCACUGAAGCUCCUGACCGAGCUCUGCCCAUGGGGGCGAAAUCGGAUUAAGGCAGUCGAAUCCAACGCCGUUUCCGCGCUAAUCGAGCUUCUUCUCGAAAGCUCCGAUCGCCGCGCCUCCGAACUCGCCCUGACAGUGCUGGACCAGCUCUGCGGCUGCGCCGAAGGCCGGGCGGAGCUACUCCGGCACGGGGCGGGGCUCGCCAUCGUCUCGAAGAAGAUCCUCAGGAUUUCGCACGCGGCGAGCGAUCGGGCGGUGAGAAUUCUGGCGUCGAUUGCCAAGUACUCGGCGAACGGUAGGGUUAUGACGGAAAUGGGGGAGGUUGGGGUGGUGGCGAAGCUGUGCCUGGUGGUACAAAUUGAGGGCGGCGGGAAGAGAAAGGAGAGGGCGAAGGAGAUAUUGCGGUUGCAUUCUAGGUUUUGGAAAGGGGCGGCGCCGCCGUGCGUGCCGCCGCAUUUGGUCUCUGCGUAUCCGUCCAGUUAAGCUUUUUGUUGUGUUAAUUAGGGCUUUCUGAUUUGGGGAAUUUUUGUUCAUCCCAUUUUUAGAAAUAUUUUAUUGUGUAUGUGUUGUGGAAAUGUUCUGCCAUAGUGCCAUUAUUUUGAAAGGCCACUGUACUUAUACGAUAUCAUUUCAUAAAAAUUCUUAUAUCUAACUUUU
Andrographis paniculata is the source of this 1471-nucleotide messenger RNA. RefSeq names its product E3 ubiquitin-protein ligase PUB23-like. Gene Ontology annotation, biological process: protein ubiquitination. The record is from RefSeq and is a predicted model, not a curated record. NCBI's taxonomy places the organism in Eukaryota, Viridiplantae, Streptophyta, Magnoliopsida, Lamiales, Acanthaceae. The transcript has a single exon. The coding region runs from base 74 to 1297 and encodes 407 amino acids. Gene Ontology annotation, molecular function: ubiquitin protein ligase activity.